UCCAUCUCCCUUAACAUGUUCUACCAAUAUAAAUGACAGAUAGAGACAUAGUCAUAUAAUAGUAUUUUUUGGAGGAAUGGAAGCCUGAAUUUAUGGGUGGUUCCAAGCACGAGACAAUAUGCUUGUAUUUGGUGUCCUUAAUUAUGUCUCUCUGUUAUUAACUUCCCAAUUCUCCUACAUAUAAAAUGUGCAUAGCUCAAAGCCUCAAACACCAAGGGUGAAGAGUAGCUCUCUAGUGCAAGAUCUUGAUAUUGAAGUCAUCGGAUUAUCCGAGGUAAUCUGACAACUCGAAGUUUUCAGGACGAGACAUAAAAUUUCAUCAUCAUUUCACACAGUCGAUCCCAGCCAAGUAAUCCUAUAUAAACUGAUCACAUGGACAAAAUUCAACAGCUGGAUAGGAAGAAGAAUAUGUCAUAUUGGCUUCAAAAUGUAGAAGAUCAUGAUCAUGAUGAGGUGAAAGGAGAAUCAAAUUUACCUUCAGUUCCUCAGCCAGAAACUCCACUGGAGCCAAUGGAAUUCCUCUCCAGAUCUUGGAGUCUUUCUGUGAAUGAAAUAUCAAGAGCUCUUGCUAAAACCCAGAUGCCACCAACACUCAAGAAUCAAUGUGUGAUUCCCGAGCCUGUAAUGACACAACACGUUCCCAACAAGAUUCCAAUUCCAUUUAAUAGUCGCAAAACUGGAGCAAUUGGGAGAUUGUUUAACCAUAAGGAAUCAAACUAUAGCAGCACAUCAAAGAAGAAAGAAAAGGCGCGAAUGGAAAAUGCACAUAUGCACACAGUUCUCUCGGUUGCUGGACUAGCAGCAGCCUUGGCUGCUGUCACUGCGACAGAAAAUUGUGGCUCGAAAAUGAGCAUAGCCAUGGCAUCAGCCACAGAGCUCUUGGCCUCAUACUGUAUUGAGCUGGCCGAAUCUGCGGGAGCUGGCCAUGAUCAUGUAGCCUCUACUGUUAGAUCUGCUGUGGAUAUUCGGAGGGCAAGUGAUCUAGUAACUUUGACAGCAGCUGCAGCAACUGCUUUGAGAGGGGAAGCAGCUUUAAAAGCAAGAUUGCCAACAGAAGCAAAGAGGAGUGCAGCUGUAAGUCCUUAUAGAAAAGACAUAGUAAAUGCUCAUUCUACUGCAACUUUUGUUAAUGGAAUUGAAGAAGAAGAUACUCCUUGUGUAGGAGACUUACUACAACACUCAAGUAAAGGUGUGCUAAGAUGGAAAAAUGUCUCUGUUUACAUCAACAAGAAAUGCCAGGUUAUAAUCAAGUUGAAAAGUAAACAUGUUGGAGGAGCCUUUUCCAAGAAGAAUAAAUGUAUUGUUUAUGAAGUCAUUGAUGAGAGUGCAGCAUGGCCAUUUAGAAAAGAAAGGGACAACAUGGAAUUGUACUUUGGGGUGAAAACUGCACAAGGGCUUUUGGAAUUCAAGUGCAAGAACAAAAUUCAUAAGCAGAAAUGGGUUGAUGGAAUUCAAAGACUUCUUCAGAGAACAAGUUGCAUUGAAGAAACUGAGCACACACUAAGAAUGUUGAAUAUUAAUAAGAGCAAUUAAUCACUUUUGGACCCAUAGAUUUUCUGUUAAUUUCUUACAAGUAAUUAUAAGUUGCUCAUUGUAAUUCAAAAACAAGUAGUCUUUGCUUGCAAAAAUUGUGUCCAAUUCUGUCAAUAGAACUAGAAAUUAUGUUAGACUGAUGUGUGUAAAAAUACAGUAAAGAGUGUUUUCAGUUGGUUUGCA
This is a messenger RNA of Olea europaea var. sylvestris, 1716 nucleotides long. RefSeq names its product VAN3-binding protein-like. Gene Ontology annotation, biological process: leaf vascular tissue pattern formation; auxin-activated signaling pathway; phloem or xylem histogenesis. Bases 373 to 1533 code for a protein of 386 amino acids. The transcript has 7 exons. NCBI's taxonomy places the organism in Eukaryota, Viridiplantae, Streptophyta, Magnoliopsida, Lamiales, Oleaceae. The record is from RefSeq and is a predicted model, not a curated record.